CUCACUCACCACCACUCGAGCUAACAACUCCACCACACUCUUUCACCCAACCAACCACACUCUUUUACUCUCUCUCAACAUGCGUGUCUCUGCUCUCUUCGUCUCUGCCGCCCUCUUCGCUGGCGCCCUCGCUGCUCCCAUGCCCGGCGGCACCGAAUACGAGUUCGAGCAAUGCAACGGUGGUGAAAUCCAAUGCUGCAACAGCACCAAGAGUGUGCAGUCCCUCGAGUGGACCACCAAGAGCCUCCUCGGCCUCUUGGGCAUUGAUCUCAAGCAGAUCACUGGUCUCGUCGGUACCGAGUGCACCAGCCUCAACGUCCUCGGCAUCGGUGGUGGUUCCAAGUGCACCCAGCAGAAGGUCUGCUGCAACAACAACAGCUUCAACGGUGUCAUCGCCCUCGGCUGCAGCCCCAUCAACAUCGGCCUCUAAUUACCCACAUUCCCUACUAUAAUUCAUUCCAUAAUCGCCUAGUAGACAGACAUCGCAAUACACGCGUCUUGCAUGCCGAACA
Molecule: messenger RNA, 512 nt
Organism: Coprinopsis cinerea okayama7#130
Lineage: Eukaryota; Fungi; Basidiomycota; Agaricomycetes; Agaricales; Psathyrellaceae
Exons: 3
Coding region: 80-430 (116 amino acids)
Cellular component (GO): fungal-type cell wall
Molecular function (GO): structural constituent of cell wall
Source: RefSeq, a predicted model, not a curated record